AUGGAUCAACACGUGCCAUCCGCAAGGUCGAAACAAGGCACCGUCGUGGAGCAAAAGCAGCGGUUUCUACAAACGAGGAAACAUAUUCUAUCGCGUGGAAUACCGCCGUCGGAACGUCUACGCACACUUGCGCAAGAUGGUGGGAUCGAGCUCAGUGUCAUGAAGGGGGUGUUGGAUAAAGUCAACCGCAACCUUAAACAACACUCCCGAAAAGUCUACAGCCGCCAAAUGAUUGAGCAUGUUGUUGAGCAAAUAGACAUACUAUACUGGGAAUCUGACGCACAUCAUGCCGACGACGACGAAGAAGUAAAUCCUCCGUCCGAUGCCCACGAAGAUGACACGCACGCGCUAUAUCAGAGCGAUGACCUAACACUCGACGAAAACAUUGCGAAACUACCCACAACAUGGCCCGACCGUGACGCCGAGAUCACACAAGACCAAUAUCUCUCCUCCGUCUCGCGCCUUCAAGAACUUUCCGCACGCCGGCAGACGCUUCAGAACCGGCUCGACACAUACCGCACCUUGCUUUCGCUACUAGAACCCUAUCGCAAUCCCAAGGAGAACAUACAGCCAAAUUUGGUGUGGAAGGAUGCGCCGCUCGCGCCUGAGCUGGCAAAGACACGGACAUUGGCAAUACGCGUUGCUGCACGUGUGGAAGAGAAGUUUGGCAACGUCCAAGCACCUUCCACGGCCGAAGACGACGAGAGUGUUGAUAUGGAAGGAUUAGAGAGUGAAGGGAGGCGGAGGGUCGAUAAGGUGCUGGAGAGCUGGUACUAUUGA
Messenger RNA from Alternaria arborescens, 780 nucleotides. RefSeq lists its product as hypothetical. The transcript has 2 exons. Gene Ontology annotation, cellular component: Mis6-Sim4 complex. The record is from RefSeq and is a predicted model, not a curated record. The coding region runs from base 1 to 780 and encodes 259 amino acids. Lineage: Eukaryota; Fungi; Ascomycota; Dothideomycetes; Pleosporales; Pleosporaceae.